AUGAAAUUGGAUGUCAAGAGACAGCUGUUCGCCCGCUCCGAGCGGGUGAAGGGCAUUGACUUCCAUCCCACAGAGCCAUGGAUUCUUACAACGUUAUAUAGCGGACAUGUAUACAUCUGGUCUUAUGAGACCCAGUCGAUCAUCAAAACCUUCGAACUCACCGAUGUCCCUGUACGAGCCGGUCGUUUCAUCGCUCGCAAGAACUGGAUUGUCUGCGGUUCCGAUGACUUCCAACUUCGCGUCUACAAUUACAACACCUCCGAGAAGAUUGCCUCGUUUGAGGCGCAUCCGGAUUACAUUCGUUCCAUCGCAGUGCACCCCACCCAGCCUUUUGUUCUUACGGCGUCUGAUGACAUGACAAUCAAGUUGUGGGAUUGGGAGAGGGGCUGGAAGUGUGUCCAGGUGUACGAGGGCCACAGCCACUAUGUGAUGGGGCUGGCUAUCAACCCCAAGGAUACGAACACCUUCGCUUCCGCUUGUUUGGACCGUACCGUGAAGAUCUGGAGCCUUGGCUCGCCGCACGCCAACUUCACCCUGGAAGCCCAUGAAACCAAGGGUGUCAACCAUGUCGAUUACUAUCCCCAAGCGGAUAAGCCAUACCUUCUUACGACAUCUGAUGACAGAACCGUCAAGAUCUGGGAUUACACGACGAAGGCACUUAUUGCAACCCUGGAAGGGCACACAAGUAACGUUUCGUUUGCCUGCUACCACCCGGAGUUGCCGGUUAUCAUUUCCGGAUCGGAGGAUGGAACUAUCAAGCUCUGGCAUGCGAAUACAUACAGGCUGGAGCAGUCGCUAAGCUAUGGCUUGGAGCGUGCCUGGUGUAUCGCUUACCAGCGUGGCAGACAGGGGGUUGCAAUGGGUUUCGACGACGGUGCGGUGGUUGUGAAGAUGGGCAGAGAAGAGCCGGCGGUUUCAAUGGACGGCUCGGGAAAGAUCAUCUGGGCCAGACACAACGAGGUCGUUUCCACUGUCAUCAAGGGUGGUGAUGCUAGCAUCAAGGACGGUGCACCACUGUCCCUCCCCACUAAGGAGCUGGGAUCUUGUGAGGUCUAUCCCCAGACGCUGUCUCAUUCCCCCAACGGCCGUUUCGUUUCGGUUUGUGGCGAUGGUGAGUACAUCAUCUACACUGCCCUUGCCUGGCGAAACAAGGCUUUUGGACAGGCCCUGGACUUUGCCUGGGGCUCCAAGGACAACAGCAACGAUUACGCUAUCCGGGAGUCCACGACCAGCGUCAAGAUCUUCAAGAACUUCAAGGAAGUGAGUGGUGGUCUGGACGUGGGCUUCCAAGCUGAGGGUCUCACCGAUGGUGUGCUUCUUGGUGUUAAGGGGCAAGGAGGUAUUGGCAUGUUCGACUGGGAGACGGGUAACUUGGUCCGCCGCAUCGAAGUCGACCCUAAGGCUGUCUACUGGUCUGAGUCUGGAGAGCUGGUGACCCUUGCUUGUGAGGAUACUUUCUAUGUCCUCCGAUUCUCUAGGGAGAACUACGUCAACGGUCUGAACGCCGGUGAAGCCGACGAGGAUGGUGUGGAGUCCGCUUUCGAAGUUGUCACCGAUAUCAACGAGUCCGUGCGCACAGGUCAAUGGGUUGGAGACUGCUUCAUCUACACGAAUUCGACGAACCGCCUGAACUACCUGGUUGGUGACCAGACCUACACUAUCUCCCACUUCGACCAGGGCAUGUACGUCCUGGGCUACCUGCCCCGCGAUGGCAGAGUCUACCUUGCCGACAAGGACGUCAACGUCGUCUCCUUCGGUCUCUCCCUCAGCAUGGUGGAGUACCAGACCGUGGUGCUGCGUGGCGACAUGGACAUGGCAGCUGAGCUGCUCAAGGACGUUCCCCAGGACCAGAUGAACAAGGUUGCGCGAUUCCUCGAAGGCCAAGGCUACAAGGAAAUGGCCCUUGAAGUCGCAACAGACCAAGAGCACCGGUUCGAGCUGGCACUCGGGCUCAGCAACCUCGACAUCGUCCCUGGAAAUUGCCCGUGAAGCCAACAAUGAGCACAAGUGGAAGACGGUAGGAGAUGCCGCCUUGGCAGGAUGGAACCUGGCCCUAGCCCAAGAAUGCUUCACCAACGCCAAGGAUGUCGGCUCUCUCCUCCUUCUGCACACUGCCAGCGGCAACAAGGACGGCCUCCGUCAGCUGGCCGAACAAGCCUCGGAAGCCGGUCUCCACAACGUCGCCUUCUCCACCUUCUGGUCCCUGGGCGACGUUGACGGCUGCAUCGACCUCCUGGUGCGUACCAACCGUCUGGCCGAAUCCGUUCUCUUCGCACAGACCUACAAGCCUUCCCGUGCCCCUGCUCUCGUCGCUCAAUGGAAAGAGUCUCUUGAGGGCUCUGGAAAGACUAAGAUCGCUCGUCUCAUUGGUAUCCCCCCGGGCUGCCCUGACCUCGCCGCGGACGAUGACCUCUUCCCGGAAUGGGACGAAUACCUCCGUCUAGAGAAGGAGGGAGUUGUUCCUGAGCCCCCCUCCUCAGAGUCUCUGAUCGACGUGCACGCCGACGAGGACGGCAAUGCCGUGUCGGCAGCCAACGGUGAGCCUGAGGUGGAAGCUCAAGCUGAAGCCGAAGCCGAAGCCGAAGAGGAAGAGGAAGAGGAAGUAGAAGAGACCGAGGCAUGA
This is a messenger RNA of Aspergillus niger, 2623 nucleotides long. RefSeq lists its product as uncharacterized. The transcript is spliced from 6 exons. The record is from RefSeq and is a predicted model, not a curated record. Gene Ontology annotation, biological process: intracellular protein transport; endoplasmic reticulum to Golgi vesicle-mediated transport; retrograde vesicle-mediated transport, Golgi to endoplasmic reticulum. The annotation marks the transcript as partial. Lineage: Eukaryota; Fungi; Ascomycota; Eurotiomycetes; Eurotiales; Aspergillaceae. Gene Ontology annotation, molecular function: structural molecule activity; protein binding. Gene Ontology annotation, cellular component: COPI vesicle coat.